CAUGAAUGUCAUUUGUGACCUAGUUAUAAAGCCGCGCACUAUUUUUCAUCUAUUCAUUCUUCAUUCAUCUGCUCGUCGUUAUUUCGGUGUGUUGUGGUUGAGUAAAGUUCUAGUUGUGGAUCAAUCCUCUCAUCUCCAAAUUCAAACGGUGAACCGACUACAUAUUAGAAAAUAUGAUUCCACAUAUUAAAGACAAGGCCGAUUUGGACUCGAAAAUCGCUGAAGCCGGUGGCAAAUUGGUGGUCCUGGAUUUCAAUGCAGUUUGGUGUGGUCCUUGCAAGAUGAUCGGCCCUAAAUUGGAAGAGCUCGCUCUUGAAAACACCGAUGUUGUUAUCCUCAAGCAAGUUGCAGCUAGCGAACGUCAGUCGGCUACGUACAUAGUGAAUCAAGUGAACGCAGCGAUCGUGCUAUAUCGAGUGUCUCAAAUAAUAGCCUAUUAG
Messenger RNA from Phaedon cochleariae (mustard beetle), 440 nucleotides. NCBI's taxonomy places the organism in Eukaryota, Metazoa, Arthropoda, Insecta, Coleoptera, Chrysomelidae. The record is from the annotation of a GenBank genome assembly.